This is a messenger RNA of Bipolaris victoriae FI3, 1404 nucleotides long. RefSeq lists its product as hypothetical. The transcript has 2 exons. NCBI's taxonomy places the organism in Eukaryota, Fungi, Ascomycota, Dothideomycetes, Pleosporales, Pleosporaceae. Gene Ontology annotation, molecular function: 1-alkyl-2-acetylglycerophosphocholine esterase activity. Bases 1 to 1404 code for a protein of 467 amino acids. The record is from RefSeq and is a predicted model, not a curated record.
AUGGUCUUCCGGAUAGGCCGCCUCGGGCCGCGAAAACUGCUCGUGCUCACAUCCGCGGGCUUCCUGUUUGUUACAUUCAUCUUCCUCCUAACACCUAUUAUAUCACCGCUCCCACCAUAUACUGGUCCCUACGAGGUGGGAAUAUUGGAUAUCGAGACCCCAGUUGAGAAAAGAGUCAUUCAUGAUGCGAUCCUCAAGGCUACGGGCGACAAGGCCUUUGAACUGGAUACGCUAGCCAUCACCUUAUACUACCCUUCUUCAUUGCCUCGAGCGCCACCUUCUCAGCGACCCUGGGCUCGGCCUUGGCUUCCGCAGCCUGUAGGACUUAUUGGCGAGGGCUACGCGCGGCUUGCGGGGGUUCCCAGGCUUUCUUCAGUUUUCACAUCUGCACUAUGGCUGUUUGGAUCUAGUACGGUCAUCCCGGGUGUAGUUGAUGCACCCAUCUUGUCAAGUGCCCAGUAUCUUGAUGCUUUGCCUUGUAUGGUAUUCACGCACGGCAUGGCCGGUAUGAGCCAGAGUUAUGCGCACUACCUUGGCAGUAUCGCAAGUCACGGAUACGUUGUUGCUGCUGUUGAACACCGCGAUGGCAGCGGUCCCGGCACAAUCAUCCAUCAUCCCGAUGGAAAAGAAGAAAAAGUAUGGCACAUGAAACUCGAGGACCUAGAAGCCAACCCACCCAUGACUGAGCUUGAUCUCAAAGCCGCCCAACUCAACUACCGCGAGGCAGAAAUCAGCGAGACAAUCAAGCUCUUCGCAAAACUCAACGCAGGCGAAGCCCCAGUCGUAAACCUCAAACCCGACUCCCCCCGUAACGCCCUCCCAGGCUUCAAAAACCGACUAAACCUCUCCGCCGUCACAGUCGGCGGUCACUCGUACGGCGCAACAGGCGCCAUGCAAGCCCUCAAAUCCGCAGGCACAAAAGCCAUGCCCAUCAACGGCGGCAUCGCCCUCGACCCAGGCAAAGGCUCCGGCCCCCUCAACAAAGACAUCGACGUGCCCCUCCUCGUCAUGCAAAGCGGCGAGUGGACCGAACAGCAAACUCACUUUUACGAUCAAGGCUGGCACUUUAACGUAGUCAAGAAUAUUGUCGAUAGCGUCAAGCAAGGUUGGUUCAUGACGUUAAGCGGCACUGCACAUCCCUCUUGCACCGAUGCCCCGCUCAUUGUGCCGCUGAUUAUGAAGCUGGUAUCUGGGACUACGCUUGAUAGUAGGACGGCGCUGCACGAGUAUAUCGAUGCUUCUGUGGCUUUUCUCGAGUACUUGCGUACGGGUAAGAAGGCGGGAGUGCUGGAGAGUGCGGUGACGAAUGCGAAGGGCCCGUUUUUGGAGGAUGCGACGAGGGAGACGGUUAAGGGGCCGCAUGGGGCAAAGUGGGAAGUGCAUGUUGUGCCUGACGAGGAGUAG